AUGGGAGUAGCUCAAAUUCGAAAUGAGUUGCAGAGACAUAAGGAUCGGAGAAUCCCGGCGUCGACUGCAUUUGAUGAGUCUUGUUUGCAUCAGACGGUGCAUGCACAAAUGGGACCAAGUUUGGAGGAAGUGAGACUCCCAACAGUUAAACUGCCUACCUUCAGCGGGAAAUUUAUUGAGUGGCCGGUGUUCAAGGAGGUGUUUUUAACAAGAGUACACCACUGUGACAAGCUGACGGACUUACAUCGUUUUCUUUAUUUGAAGGAUUCAUUGGUUGGAGACGCAGCUAAGGAUAUUGAACAUCUAACGCUAAUAGCGGCGAACUAUGAAGUAGCUUUGACAAUGUUGAUGAAUUUGUAUGAUAACAAGCGACUGUUUUUAUAUUACAUGGAUGUGUUCGAUCAGCAAUUACCAAUAAAAUAUGGAGAUGCGGAAAGUUUGAGAGGAUUUGUGCAAACUUCCCGCUCAUGUGUGAAUUCAUUGGAUGAGACUAGUGUGGAUGUGCGACAACAGUCAGAAAUUUUAGUGUAUUACAUGAUGAAGAGAUUACCGAAUCAAUUAAGAGUGGAUUGGGAGCUCAACGCAGAAUCUGCCGAGCUUUGA
Drosophila willistoni is the source of this 603-nucleotide messenger RNA. RefSeq lists its product as uncharacterized. NCBI's taxonomy places the organism in Eukaryota, Metazoa, Arthropoda, Insecta, Diptera, Drosophilidae. The record is from RefSeq and is a predicted model, not a curated record. The transcript has a single exon. Bases 1 to 603 code for a protein of 200 amino acids.